AUGGAUAUUUUGCCAUUUCAUUUCCGUACUUUGCAAUUAUGUGGGAUGUGGUAUGAGGAUAAUAGAUUUGUUAUAUUAAAAAUUAUUUAUAGAAUUACAGCAAUGUUUGUCGUUUUUACUGUAAUAAUUGGUCAAUUUAUAAGACUUAUUACAAUGCAAGAUAACAUAGAUGAUUUAAGUGACAACCUUUUUAUAACACUUACUUUUAUUUCUUUUUGUUUAAAAAUUUUGAAUUUUAUAAUUCGACGACAUGAAAUGGAGGAUUUACUUCAUGAUUUUCGACUGCCAGUUUAUCAAUCAAGGUCGUUUGAAGAGGAAAAAAUAAUUUUAGAAUAUUCAAAUACUGCAAAGAAUAUUUUCUUUUUUUUUUUAUGCAUUACACAAAUAAGUGGUAUUAUUUUACUGAUAAUGCCAAUUUUAAUUUCUACAGAUAAUGUUUUUUAUUUACCUUAUAAAACUUAUCGACCCUAUAGCACUUCCAAUAUUAGUUUCUGGAUUACUUAUGCAAUGCAAGUAUUUACUUCAUUUUAUGGGAUUUCUUUAAAUGUGUCAUUGGAUACGAUGACAUAUGGAUUUAUUAUAUUAACUGUUGGGCAGUUCAAGAUAAAUAGUUAUAGACUGAUAAAUUGCACAUUAUCAAUAAAAGAUUUUAUUAUACAUCACAAAUUAAUACAAAAUACAGCAAUAAAAAUUGAAUCGUUUUUCAUUUGUGUUAUUGUACCUCAUUUCUUUUUUACUCUUCUUGUGAUAUGUUGUAGUAUCUUUCAAAUAUCUCAGAAGCCAGUAGCUAGUUAUGAAUUUUUUACUAUUUGUAUGUAUAUCAUCUGUAUACUUUGGGAAAUUUUUUUUUAUUGUUGGUUUGGAAAUGAACUGGGAUUACAAAGUCAGAGUGUAGCGGAUUCACUUUAUUCAAGUAAAUGGUUAAGUUGUACUACACAAGAAAAAAGAAAUUUGUGGUUGGCUAUGUUGUAUGCGCAAUCUGGCUCUAAUAUUUCCUUUCAUGGGCAGUGCACUUUAUCACUUCGUACAUUUUUAUGGAUAAUAAAAACUUCAUAUGCACUGUUUAGUUUAUUAAAACAAAUAUCAAAUUAA
This is a messenger RNA of Ceratosolen solmsi marchali, 1092 nucleotides long. RefSeq names its product odorant receptor 46a, isoform A-like. Gene Ontology annotation, cellular component: plasma membrane. Lineage: Eukaryota; Metazoa; Arthropoda; Insecta; Hymenoptera; Agaonidae. Bases 1 to 1092 code for a protein of 363 amino acids. The record is from RefSeq and is a predicted model, not a curated record. The transcript has 4 exons. Gene Ontology annotation, molecular function: olfactory receptor activity; odorant binding. Gene Ontology annotation, biological process: sensory perception of smell; detection of chemical stimulus involved in sensory perception of smell.